UUUUAUUCUUGCUGUUGUAUUCAACUAACAGCUCACUGGUUAAGUUUUAAUUGCUUCCAAUGAGGUCAGCAAAGGUAUUUAUCGAAAAGCCCUGAAUAAAAAGGCUCCACACACACACACACAAGCAUACACGCUCUCACACAGAGAGAAAAUCCUCUUGCCUGUUGAUUUAUGGAAACAAUUAUGAUUCUGCUGGAGAAUUUCUCAGCUAAGAAAUAGUUUGUAGCUACAGUAGAGAGGCUCAAGUUGCACAAGGCAGACAACAGACAUGGAAUUCUUGUGCAUCCAGCUGUUAUCAACAGAACAAAUAGGAAGAGGUCAAUGACCUAGGAGCAACAAUCAACUCAAGAUUUAAUUUUCAUUAUGUUAUUCAUGAACACCCGGAGCACUACACUAUAAUGCGCAAAUGGAUACUGACAUGGAUCCUGCCAACUUUGCUCUACAGAUCAUGCUUUCACAUUAUCUGUCUAGUGGGCACUAUAUCUUUAGCUUGCAAUGACAUGACUCCAGAGCAAAUGGCUACAAAUGUGAACUGUUCCAGCCCUGAGCGACAUACAAGAAGUUAUGAUUACAUGGAAGGAGGGGAUAUAAGAGUGAGAAGACUCUUCUGUCGAACACAGUGGUAUCUGAGGAUUGAUAAACGAGGCAAAGUCAAAGGGACCCAAGAGAUGAAGAACAACUACAAUAUCAUGGAAAUCAGGACAGUGGCAGUUGGAAUUGUGGCAAUCAAAGGAGUGGAAAGUGAAUACUAUCUUGCAAUGAAUAAGGAAGGAAAACUCUAUGCAAAGAAAGAAUGCAAUGAAGAUUGCAACUUCAAAGAAUUAAUUCUGGAAAACCAUUACAAUACAUAUGCAUCAGCUAAAUGGACACACAGUGGAGGAGAAAUGUUUGUUGCUUUAAAUCAAAAAGGGGUUCCUGUAAGGGGGAAGAAAACAAAGAAAGAACAAAAAACAGCCCACUUUCUUCCUAUGGCAAUAACAUAAUCAUAUAUGGUAUAAAAGAAACCAGUUCCAGCAGGGAGAUUUCUUUAAGUGGACUGUUUUCUUUCUUUUCUUUUUUUCUUUUCUUUUCUUCUUUUUUUUUUUUAAGUAACCAAGAAAGGCUGGAAAACUACUGAAAAACUGAUCAAGCUGGACUUGCGCAUGUAUGUUUAUUUUAAAAGACUGCAUUAAAGAAAGAUUUGAAAAAUAUACACAAAAUCAGAUUUAGUAACUAAAAGUUGUAAAAAAUUGUAAAGCUGGUUGUACAAUCAUGAUGUUAGUAAUAGUAAUGUUUUUUCUUAAAUUAAUUUACCCUUAAGAGUAUGUUAGAUUUGAUUAUCUGAUAAUGAUUAUUUAAAUAUUCCUAUCUGCUUAUAAAAUGGCUGCUAUAAUAAUAAUAAUGCAGAUGAUGUUAUAUAAGAUAUGUCAGACCUAAAGGCUGCUGGAAUGAUUUGUCAGAUAAUCAAGCCAACACUAACUAUGGAAGAUGAGCAGUAUCUGAAAGACUUUUUAGUGGCAAUUGUAAGCCACUUAAAUUCUAAUAAGAAAGGAAAGAAUAUUCUUAAAAAUUCUAUUAUGGAAUGGAGUCAAAUAAGUAGUUUUACAAAAGUAUAGUAUUAGAAUAUGCUUGUACCUAUUAACAAGAAGAAAAUUCCUAAUGCUGCUCAUAUGGAAAGGGUAUUGCUAAAAGGAUGUUUUCGAAAAUCUUGUAUAUAAAAUAGCAAUAAUGAUGAUAAUACUGUAUUUCAUCUCACUUGCCACAAAAAUAACAUUUUAUAAUCCCUAAAAGUAAAACUGAGAAACCUUUCAGUUUUGUUUCAAGUAAUAUAAUCUAUCUUUUGUAUAAUUCAUAUUUGGGAAUAUGACUUUUAAUAAUGUUCUUCCCACCAAUAUCAUGCUUUUUCUCUGUGGUUACAGCAUUAAACUCUAUUUUAAGUUGUAUUUGAA
Lynx canadensis (Canada lynx) is the source of this 1928-nucleotide messenger RNA. RefSeq names its product fibroblast growth factor 7 (gene FGF7). NCBI's taxonomy places the organism in Eukaryota, Metazoa, Chordata, Mammalia, Carnivora, Felidae. The transcript is spliced from 4 exons. Gene Ontology annotation, molecular function: growth factor activity; type 2 fibroblast growth factor receptor binding. Gene Ontology annotation, biological process: animal organ morphogenesis; positive regulation of peptidyl-tyrosine phosphorylation; positive regulation of DNA-templated transcription. The record is from RefSeq and is a predicted model, not a curated record. Bases 399 to 983 code for a protein of 194 amino acids. Gene Ontology annotation, cellular component: cytoplasm.